Messenger RNA from Trifolium pratense (red clover), 1987 nucleotides. Its product is annotated as kinesin-like protein KIN-4C. The transcript has 11 exons. The coding region runs from base 202 to 1638 and encodes 478 amino acids. Gene Ontology annotation, molecular function: microtubule motor activity. The record is from RefSeq and is a predicted model, not a curated record. Gene Ontology annotation, biological process: microtubule-based movement; mitotic spindle organization. NCBI's taxonomy places the organism in Eukaryota, Viridiplantae, Streptophyta, Magnoliopsida, Fabales, Fabaceae.
AACCAGAGUUCCCUCCACAUAGAGUUUCAAUUAGCGAUACACGCGUGUCACCUGAUGAUUGGUUUUCUACUUGCUUCAAACAACAGAUGAACGUUAUAUAGCCGUUUCAAAAUUCGAUCCAAUUUGUGGCACAUUUUGGAAGCCAUUGAAAACCAGUUAGUUCCAUUUCAAUUUCAAAACCUCUCUUCUCUCUUCACAAUCAUGAAGAAGACGACUCGCCGAUCCAAACAAUCGAGUCCGAUCGAUUCCUCACCUUCCGACGCAACCGAAAAGCAACAAUAUGAAGAGAGGAUUCGUGAACUUGAACGAGAAAACAAAGCGUAUCAGGCGGAGAUUGUGGAAUUGAAGAAACAAAAUGGGAAUGAUUCUUCAGCUUCUAAUGACGGAGUUGAGAAGCUUAAGAAAGAUUAUCUUCAGAAGCUGAAUUUGCUUGAAGACCAGGUAACGGAAUUGAAGAAAAAACUGGGAUCUCAGUCCCAUUUUUCAACUCAUAGGAAAAGAGCGGAUGAAUCAACUAUGCAAUUGCAGAAUGAGAUUCAGAAUUUGAAGGCUCAGAAGGUUCAACUGCAAUGUAAGAUCAAGUUAGAGUCUGUGCGGUUCAGAUUAUGCAAGGCCUUACUUGAAAAGGAAGUUCUUCAGCUUAAGAAGGAGGGAAGAAGGAAUGAAAUCAAGGCUCACAGUUUGCUGACUUCUAAUGAGAUGCUUAAAAUGGUAUUGCAACGGAAGACGGAGGAAGCUUCUGCUGCUAUCAAGCGUCUAAGAGAUAUGAUAGCAACACGAAAAGCUAUAUUAAAUCGUUCAUCUGGUGGCAAAAAUAAAAACAGUCAAGUAAUUCAGGAUGCUGAGCAUGAACUUGAAGCCACAACUCAGUUGCACAAGUUAUGUUCUCAAUAUGAAUCCAAAAUCGAAAAUAUGACUGAAGAAAUUUCACAGCUGAAAGAAGAAAUUGAGAUGCAAAGGCAGGAAAACUCUAAGUCACAGGAAGAAGACCUGGACAGCCCAGAGAAGGAUUUUGAUGAUAUUCAAGAUUUAAAGGAACAAGUAAACAACCUUAGUUGUCUACUUAAAGAAUUACAAUUGCAGAAGCAGAAACACGAUUCCAGGGAUAAGAAUCAGGUCCCAGUUCGUCCUCUUAUUUCUGAAGAAAGCAAUGUCAAGACAAAAAUGAAUACCCCUGAAAUGAGCAGCAGUUCGAAUGAAAAUAGUGUUAGGAGGGAGAGAGCAGGUGAAGGGCUUUGCUGUUCUUGCGGUAAGAGGUCCCUGUGCAAAACUACAAAGUGCAAAUGCCGAUCUGCUGGUGGGAGUUGCGGGCCAUCAUGUGGCUGCACGCGUUCUAAGUGCACAAAUAGGGAAUUAGACACCCUGCCAGAAAAUGAAUCAUCAAAAGCAGAGAAUUCAGAAUGCUCUACGAACAAGGAUGGAAGUGUGAUCGCUUCUGAAGGCGCCAAACUACUACAGAGUGCACUUGUUGAAAAACCUGCCACUCGCAGAGACAACCAACCCCCUAAAAAGAAGCCAUUAUGUGACAUCCAGAACUCACUGGGUAAUUUGGAUGCUCAAAAGCAAGGAAGGAAAAAGAAUGUUCGGAAGCCGGUAAUUCAACUUGUUACCAAGGAUCCAAUGUCCUCAACUCCAUAAAAGUAACAGAAGUGUGAAACAUACGAAAUUGGAACUCAGAAAAAAAAACCAAUGAGAUUGGACCAGGUGAAGAAACCAGCCAGUAAAGAGUAAUUCUUGCUACUACCAUUAGUGAAGCAGCUGAUUUUCGUCAUUUAAAAAGUCCAAUAGAAAGUUAACUGUUUGAUUAACUUGUCAAUUUCACACCCAGUCUUCUUUUCUGGGGACAAUACAAAGAACAGGAAUCAUUUAAUUUGUUAUUCCUGGUUUUUGAAAAUUCAUAAUGAUGCUGAACUGUUGUUGAGUGCAAUUUACAUCGUUAAUUUGGGUCACUUGUUUAAUAUUAUGACAGUGUGGUUUCUGAAUUAAA